This is a messenger RNA of Cladocopium goreaui, 908 nucleotides long. NCBI's taxonomy places the organism in Eukaryota, Dinophyceae, Suessiales, Symbiodiniaceae. The record is from the annotation of a GenBank genome assembly.
CGAAACGCCGAGACGGCGCCGCAACGCCACUUGCGUGCCAUGGCGAAGAAAGGCGGAAAUGAUGAGACGCUGCGAGAGGAGUUGAAGGUUCUAUUGCAGGCACAGACAGAAUGGACCGAGGAGGUGGAGCGGCUUUCGGAGCAACGGGACGUCAUGAUGCAGAAGGCCCAAGGCAGCGAAGCUGCGCUGGACAGCGAACGCCAGGCCAUCGACGACUUGGAGCGAGAGUGUCACAGCUUAGAGCUGCGCUGCUGCAAUGCCAAGGAGGAGGAAAGCGGUUCCGAAAGCUUGGCCGCGAACAUCUCUGCAGAGCUGCAGAAGAUUUCCAGCGCGCCGGCAAAAACGAAUGGCAAAGGGGGCAAGAGCGGAAAGGGAAAGGCGGCCAGUGGCCGGAUGUCUACGAAUGACAGCGAUGUCGUUCGCAUGCAGGAGGAGCUCAAUGAGCUGAGACGACAGGUGGAGCAGGAGCAGCAACGGCAAAACCAGGAGGAACAGCAGGAAGCAAAGGAGCGAGCCACUCGCGCACGAGUGGACGAGCAAUGCAUGUUGCUUCGAGCCCUUCUGGACAUGGUCACCGGGACGGGAAAGCUCUCAAAGACCAGCGCCGUUCAGCUGCUGCAACAGCUGUGGAAGAAAGGGCCAGAGAUCCCGGAGGAUCAUCCUGAUGCUUGGUCCUUGCUGGCGCAACAAGCCGAGCGCCACGGCGCGGCGCGACGAGAGCUAUUGGAGUGCUGCAAUCAGGAAUUGCGGCGGCGCCAGCGAAGCGCCUACGAACUCCUGGACGAGGAGUUUCUGCCACUGCUGCUGGGUGCCUUGAAAGGGGAAGGUAUCGUGGAGGCCUUUGAGCGGCCGGAUGCCGCCUGCGCCCAGAGGUUAUCCAGCGAACUGCUGAAGCGAUGAGGAACAAA